GUUUACCGUGGUGUAUAGCUGCAAAGAACACAACCUAAAGUUCUAUUGACUCUGUGACAGUGUGGAUAAAUGCUUCUGCCUCUGUGAGCUGGUCGGUCUGGUCUCGGUCUGAUGUGAAGGGGUCCCCUGCCAGCCCCGCUCAACAAGAUGGGCAAUGAGAACAGCACUUCAGAGCUUCCGGAGGGCGCUCCAGACAACGUGGUGUUAUUUCCUCCAGAAGAAACACAGUCUGCCGUGGCCGCAGUAAACACUGACAAGGUGAGCCCACUGAAGGAAAAGUCUGUCCACACUGAUUCAGUCACUACGGAGCCACAGGUGCCUGCUGACGAAGAAGAAAAGCCACAAAGACAAGAAGAGGAGGAUAAAGAGGAGCUAGAGUUUCCCCAUGAUCUGCUGCCCAGCAUAGACCUUGACCUCAGCACUGAGUUCAAUCUCACCUGGGGAACCUCACUUGGUUGUGAGCAGGUAGGCCUGGGUGAGAUGAAGAAUGAGACUGUGGCACUGGGUGGCACUGCCAACCCUCUGCUGGCAGGCCUAGAGCAGUACAUGGAGGCCAGUCCACCAGUAGUGGACCUCAUGAAGAGCUGUGAUGGUGACAAAGUUUCUACUGAGACCACAUCGCUGACCCAGAACCACUUGUCUAGCACACCUCAGCAAGAUGUUCCAUCCCUUAAUCCUUUGGCUGCCCAGGUGGAUUAUGAACUCCAGGAAGCUUUAAAGGAAUGUGAGGAUGAAAUGACUGCUCUUGGCAUAACCUCCCAUGCAGACACAUGGACUGCAGGUGAUCUGGACAGGUGUUUCUCUUUAGCCCUGCCUGAAAAUGAUGAGAAAAAUGAACAAACUGAGAAGGCUGAAGUCAUGAAGGAUUUUGGUUCAUCUUCACAUAAACCUAUCAAAUUUCAUGGAGAUUGCCAUGAAAAUGGAGCACACAAAAAUGACUCCUCAGCAGGUGAAGAGGGGGUGUUUAGCUUCAGCGAUUAUGUUCUAGGAAAAAAGAUAACUAAUACUUGUACAGCUGGAGCUAAGGAUGUCAAAAACAUCAAGGAUAUAACAGAAAACCACAGUGAGGAAGCUAGCCAGCUGUCAGAGGCAGAACAGCAAAAAAAUUCAGAGAUAGAGACAAAAAUAGACACAGCUGAGAACAUAGCUGGCCAACAAACAACACAUAGCAUAUGGACAGGUACACAAACAACAUCAGAGAUGGAUACAACAAAGGAAACACUUACCCAGGAUCAAUCAACACAAAAUAUCUGCCCUUCGAAAAACACCCUGGAAGGUGAGAGCACACAAGAUGAAAACAAAAUAAUUUUUAUAGCACACACAACCCAGAGAGAAACCGGAGUACUUCAAGAGUUAAAUCCUGUGAUCGAAGAAGUCAUCAGUUCUGCAAAAGCUACACAGAUGAAAAUAGAGAUGCAUAGUCAGUUAAUUAGUGAUUUACUGGCAUGCCAAUCCCCACAUAUGGAUAAACAUGCUGGUCAUACGUUACACUUAGAAGCUAAAAUAAGCUUACAACCAAACACACAAAAACAGGUGGAGUCAGGGACACAGCAGCAGAUAAGUGGACAGAUAGAAACAAACACAAAAGUAGGAUCAAGCCUUGAGCAUCAAAGACCGGAUAUAGGACUCUCAGAACAGCUGAGUCCUGUGGGUAAACAAUUGAUCUGCUCCCCACCUCCAGAACCCAAGGCUCACCAAGCUAAUUUUUCACUGGCUGAGGCUCCACCUGCCCUGAUACUGCACCCUCCACAGGGGCCAGAGCAACAUGAUGACCAGGAUCAGACAGAUGGACCCUACAAAUCAAUAUCAGAAGGUGAAACCAUACACCACAACCACUGUACGACAGGGGAAGUAAAACAUGAGAAAAAUGUGUCUGAUGCAUCUGCUGUUGUGAUUGAUUUCUGCCAAGCUAAAACAGCCCCUGAACAUGAGCCCGAAGGGAGAUAUGACUUAGAGACAUGUCCACUGGAGCCGGAGAAUGGACCUUCUUUAGGCAGUGGAGCCGAUGCAAACGCAGCACUGUGGGGGAAUUCACACUCUCUGAACCAAACCGGUGCAGAAGAAGAGGAGGAAGAGAGUGCCCUUGAACAGGCUUCAGCAGAGUCCGCUGCCUCCACAUUGCUACAAACACCCACGAUGCCAGAAAUGAUCGAAAGUGAGGGAGAGAAGAAGAGAGAUGAUGCGCUCCAAAGUGUCGCAAUGAUAGUACAAGCAGCAGAGAGAGAAUCGACAGUGCUGGAAGCAGAUGAGUCUCCAAGCUCACAGGGAACAUUAACUGAAAUUACGGCUGAACAGGGACGGCAAUGCACCUCAGUAAUCUUUCCAAAGAUUAAGUGCUCACCUGUUCCGAAAGAGGAGGCGACUGAGGAGAGCUGUGGCAACAAAAUGCCACACAACUCGACCGAGAGCGAGGAGAAGGGAGGGGGUCUGCCGAUCACACUCUCCCCAGCUGGAAACAAGGAUACAGGCACGGUCGACACAGAGGACAAAGCUCUGGUCAUAUAUUCCUCUCCAGGCGUCCUUGGAACAUGUGACUGGAAGGUGGGGAGUUCCCGAUCAAAGAAGAGAAAAGGAGAGAGUGAAGAGGAGGGGAAAGAGACAAGCAAAGGAGGGGCACAGAACGCAGCACAUGCCGGCAGGGUUUCACAGACAGAGGCAGCAACCGAGACGUGUCCAUCCCACGGCAUCACAGCAUCACUAGCGGCGACACAAGACGAGAGUGACCUCAUCCUUCCUGUCACAGCAGGCACAGCCCCGUUUCCUCUGACCAUCAACAGAAUAAACGACUGCGUCUCCAUCAGCCCACCCCCUCCUCUUUCCCACAUAAAUUCUACAGAGACAGAAACGCAGAGAGAGGAAGAGGCUAAUCUGAAUCCAAGCCCAAGAGCAUCAGGAGCAGAAUUGCUUGGCAGUGAUAGAUCAUUUCCGCCAGCAUUUUCUUUGGAAAACGAUUGCCUUGCUGCGCAAGUCAACAAUCAACAGGUACAGAGCUCUUCACAAACUAGAACCACAAGCUGUGACACAUCCAUCAAGACAGAAACACAGCAACAAAAACAAGAAACAACUCCUACAAGUGAAGACGCAUCUCAAUCAACUAAGCUACAAGUGAACAUGAGGGAUAUCGCUGGAAGUUGUACCAAUGUGGAAGGGCGUAUGUCUCCAAAAGGUAUGCAGACCUCUUUUGAGGACCAAAAGGAUACAGCGCUGAAAGGCCAAAUGACUGAAUGUGCCUCUCUGCCUCCACUGAUGGUAUUUGAAAGUCUACGACACCCGGUAAAAGAAACUAGCUUUAACUUUAAAGGUUUUCUCACCACCAACAAACCAGAAAUAGAAAAGGAAAAAUCCAGUGCAUUAAAAGAACCUACUGCUUUUGAGGAAGGAGUGGAAACGACAUAUAAAGGGUCAAAGGACUGCAGAGAAACGACCAGCACAUCUCAAGAGCAGGGUGAGACUACUGUAAAACUUGAAGAAAAUGUGAAUGUAAAUGUGGGUGGUUGUGAAGAAAGUAGAAAAGUGACAGAUGAAACUGAUGUUAUAUUUUCAUCACUGUCAGCUGCAGAUGAGACGACCGGGGUUACUGAAACAAAGGAUGUGGUUAAUGAAAUUCUGGAAGAAACUGAAGCAAUUAAACAGAACCAAGAAUAUAAAGAGUCUUUGAAUGUUACUCAGAUCAGUCCAAGUGAUACAGAUGAGUCAGCAUCCACUGAGAAGAAUAGUGUUUUACUACAGGACGUUUCUCUACAAGAGGGUCGUAACAGCAGUCCUGCUGUGGAUGGUGAGCGGGCUGAUAUUGCUGUGUCUGAAGGAGUUGAACAGAGACAUAUAGAAAUGCUAUUUGGCAGCAAGGAAAGGCUGAAUGAAGAGACUGACAAAAUAAAGGGAGGUGCGUUACCUGAAGCAGAUGAUAUAGAAGUAAUAUGUCCAGGUAAUUCAAAGAAUUUUGUGAAUGACAGUCGAGAGCAUGAGUUAUGCAUAGAAAAAUACACACAUGAAGAGGAGUCACAGGUUAAAACCAGCUCCAUGUCUCCAGCAGCAGCCCCUGACACAGACAGCAUGUGUCCUUGCACUCAACCAGACAAGAAAUCCAACACCGAGCAUCCUACUACAACCUCAGAGGUGCCACUCCUGUCAAAAGCUGAUAAGUGUGCAGACAUGCUGACCUAUCAGACAGAAUCACAGUUUAGUGGUGAAAUAAUGAAAAGUGAUGCAGUGGAUGCUGGAGAUACAACAGUCCCCUCUCUUCCUGCAGCGGAAACUAUAGUACCAGCACAAAGUGAUCUUUCCUCAACCACCAAACAAAGCAGUAACAGUGAUGCCAGAGAUGUGUCUGUCAUUGUACUAAAGGCUCCAGGCCCAAUGCUGAGUCACUAUGAGUCCAUUAAUGACUGUGAUAUUGCUGUAGCAGGAACCGGGGAGCAUUGCAGUGUGAACCUUGUGUGUAAGUCUGAUACAGAGAUUGUAAAUAAUAUUGCAGACAAAACGAAUCAGCAGUCAGAUGUAAAUGAAAACAUGUUAAGAAAACAAAAUGCAGAUGAUCCGCCCUAUACUGCACAGGAAAUUGCAGCAUCAUCUGGGUCCUUUCUGCUCACAACUGACAGACUAGAACAGGCAGGUUGUUCACCGCUAAUUUCAAAAACCCCAGAUAUUGUUGUAAAUGCAAAGAUGAAAGAGAAUGAAGCAUAUACGGGCACUCUAGAAUUUGAUAUUGGUCAAAAAGGGAAGAGAGAAGGACAUGUAAAUUCUAAACAUGAAAAUGAUUUAUGCAAUGUACCUACAAAUGUUAGAGACAAUAAGUUAAAUAAUGAAGACAAAUCUGAAAGAUUCAAGCAGGCGAAAGGAGAAGAUCACAACAAGGAGAGUGUGAAGGAAACUGAAGAAGAAUCCAGUGCAAAAAAUGAAACUAGUGCCUCUCAGGAAGAAGGAAAUGAACAGAAAAAUGGGAAGCAGGAUGAAAGAAAAGAACAAGAAGAGUCCUAA
Molecule: messenger RNA, 4977 nt
Organism: Rhinichthys klamathensis goyatoka
Lineage: Eukaryota; Metazoa; Chordata; Actinopteri; Cypriniformes; Leuciscidae
Exons: 8
Coding region: 148-4977 (1609 amino acids)
Source: RefSeq, a predicted model, not a curated record